GGGGGACGAGACGAACGCGUCGCAGAGAGGCCGGCCGGGACUCAGACGACGGCAUUGUGGCCACAUGCGGGUCUCUUUUCUCUACGAGCGGCGUUGAUGCUCCCUGCCAUCUCAGAUGUUUAAAAAACCCAAACCCCUCCUCCUGCUGAACUUGUGAGGAUUCAGAUAGUUCUGUUUCCCAUGCCUGGUACCGCGUAGAUCCCUCCAUUCAAGCUGGUCCAGCUGUGAGACCAUGGGUUCGUUCCCGGAAAGCCCGACCAGCAUCCGGUCCCUCAACAGAGACACGGGCUUUCCGGAGCCGUUCUGUGGCAGUCGUAACACCACUCUUCCACACCCGGACGCGGACCUCUCCCCGGAUGCCUGCAUCUCCGACGACAACAUCGCCGCGCACCGCGUCUUGUCACGGCAUCGACCGUCUUUCCUCAUCAAGCACAAGCACACCAUCAGCCACGGUAUGAUCACCCCGGCGAUGGAACGUCGGCACGGCGACCCGACUCUUCUCGAGGAGGAGGAACUUGCCACCGUGGACAGCCAGCGCAGCCGACGAUCCACGCGGGACGGCAACGAGAGCAUCAUGUCGACCGAGGGUUCCAGCCGCGGCGGCUCGGGGGGGUCGCACUCACACAGCAUGGACGGCCGCAGCCCGAAGUCAAGGGGGAGCAUUUUCCGCAGGCUGAUCCACCACUAGACGGCACCGGGCAUCGGCACUCGUUUUGGAUUUGGUGUUGGCAUACUAGCAACUGGAGUUUGGAGGCUUGCGCACUCGGGACAAAAAAAAAUGGCGACGCUGGUAUCCUUCGGCCAUUGGACAUCACUCAUUCUUCAGGCCUGGAGCGAUUUUCCCCUUUGUUUGAGCAUGGAGUUUUCGGUUCAUUUUCCUGGACGACGAUGACGAAUAUUAUGACC
Phialemonium atrogriseum is the source of this 906-nucleotide messenger RNA. RefSeq lists its product as uncharacterized. The record is from RefSeq and is a predicted model, not a curated record. The transcript is spliced from 3 exons. Bases 233 to 688 code for a protein of 151 amino acids. NCBI's taxonomy places the organism in Eukaryota, Fungi, Ascomycota, Sordariomycetes, Cephalothecales, Cephalothecaceae.